CCAAGUCUUCUUUUAUCACGACGGAUGAUGCGGAUCGUUAAAUUCGGUGCAGUGCCCCUACGAAAUCGUGGAAAGCCGAAAUUUCAUCGCAGUUCGCCCGUAGCACUCGACUUAUUCGGGGACAUCUCUGAAAAACUAACUUUCAAAUUAUUUCUUAACUUAUUGAAAUGCGAAGCGAGGUGAGCGAAUGGCUGGCAACGUGCGUGGGUUCGCCGAUAUGUAUCCUUCUGCUUUCUUGGUCCUUACUGAUCUAUCAAAAUCAGCCAUCCUCGACAAAGAGAAGGAUAGACGUACUCACUGUGGCAAUUCUUGCGGAAAGUCUCGUAAAUCAGCUGGGAUUAUUGUUUUACGCUGUCCUUACCUUAAUUCGGCCAGCCAAUCAUUUCGGAGAACUAUGUUCAACGUUAGUUUGGAUCUUGAAUUCGUCGAACAUUCUCCAGGAGUUGACCUUGACGUCUAUCGCCAUUUUUGCAGCAAUAGGGAGCAGGGAUGAAGGCUUCAACAUGACAAAAAAUCAUUUGAAGUAUCACCUAGUCAGUUUAAGCGUGAUAAGCGCUUGCGUAGGUAUAACAGGUGUUCUCAACUUCGAGCCAGACGUUUGCGUGUUUCUACCCCAAGAAAUUUCUAUGAAGUAUGGAAUAUUCGUCAACUCUCUCAGAUGUUUGCUCUUAUUCGCCUCGUUAGUCGGUCUAACGAUCGCCAUAUUUAAAAGUCUAUGCCGUACGCCAAAAGCAGAAUUGUUAAAGUCCGUCUCGGAUUUGUCCGAGACCAGUUCGAAAAAUUCAUCGGGAGCGUUUGAGUGUCAUCCUCAUCAAUGGGAUCCUUCGAGCGGAUCGUGUACGAGUGGUUCGACCAAUAGCAGAGCGUGCCUACGUAAGAAAAAAAUUCACGUCGAUGAAACUGGCGAAAGAUCGACCAUUUACAGCAUCCUAUUUGUAUGUUACAUCUUCGAACAUCUACCAGUUCUGAUCGUUUCCAUCAAACCGAGUCUACUGAGGAAUUUUUGUACCACUCAGAAUUUAGCGAUGUGGUUACCGCUCGUUAAGGAUACUCUUUUACCUGUUUUCUUGGCAAUCUUUGAUAAAAUGUUCUGUCGUUACGUCGCCAAAGUUUACACGAAGCAAGAUCAUGCGAGAAGACUCUCACACGGCGGCGUCGACGGCAAGUUUCGACAUUUCGAACAAGACGCGGAAUACAAAUUACAAUUGAACUUAAAUCAUGGUUUGAAAUUUCCCUUGACCAACGGAAGUCUUUAUGGGAGAUUGCACAAUCAUCAAAAUAGAGGUAAAACAGGGACGAUAACGAUGGGUAUACAACAUUAUCCAAGAUCUCAAUCUGUCAACGAGGAUAGUAACUAUGCUUCGCUACCUGCGGAAUUAUCAUCGUUCACGAGUUCGACCUUCGAACCUCGCCAAGAAGUAAGACACAACGAAUCACCAAAAAAGAAUCCGAUCGACGAUCGAACCGAUCGAUCCUUUAGGAUCAAUGAGAAUUUUAACGAAUUAGCUGGAAAUCGUAGAAAGAUUGGUAGUACCGAUGUUUUUGGUCAGAACAUGGAAAAUUUGGUACAACUCGAGGAUACAAAUUCGAAACGAAAAUUUGCGAGAAGUUUGGACGAAAUAUGCGAGGAACCACAACGAAGACACGCUCGAAGCGUUUUAGGAUUAGACAGUUUGGUAAUUGCAUUGGAUAACGGUAUAAGAGAACAACAACAACAGCAACAACAACAACAACAACAACAGCAACAACAACAAACGAGGAAUGCUCUAAGAAGAAAUCAAAGUUUCGAUCAUGCGAGAUAUCAUCGACCGGUACUCGAUACAAGGACCUACGAUUUAAAAAAGGAUGAACACAGAAGAGAACAACAAAGUAUUCAUCAACGACAAAGUAGUCAAGUACUUGGAGAUGGUUACGAGACGUCUGAUGACGAAAGCUGCGAUUUAGAAAACGGAGACUUCGACACUAUGAGCUCCUGCAGGAGCAGGAGUAGGAGUUGUUGCUCCGUUACAACGGUUGCUAACGAUGACUUCGAGUACUUUCAACGUAAGGGAACCAAGGUGGAGCUGUUGCCCUCGAAGCGAAGCAGUGAGGUAAAGGUCAGCAUGCGAUCUUUCACGCCGAGGAUCAUAGAGAACGAUACUAUUGAUCGGGACGAUAAAAGAAUCGGCAAAAUGAUCGACACCAAACCAAGUAUACAAUCGUAUCAUUUGAAGAAGAGAAUUGGACCAGGUUUCUCCAUGAACGAUCUUGAUAAAUUAACCACCGUUGAGAGGAAAUUUCCAAACUUGUCGAUGGAGAGCCUGAAGAGUAUCCUGAAGAAUUCGGAUGUUAGUUAUUUGGAUAAUGGUGAUAUCUGUAGGCACGAUAUCGGUGGCUCAGCUCCAGACUUUAAAAAGAUCUUUGUCACAGAAUUUAUCUGAUCGUAAUAUUAAUCUUUUGUUUUGAUAAACGUCCUAACGUCACGUAAUAAUUCAAUCGAUAUUUCUUCGUUCGGAAUUUCGUGCCGAGUUGAUAUAAUAUCUCGUACGAGUUUCUUUUCUUUAGUCUUCCUUUUCUUUUUUUCUUUCUUUCUUAGUUUCUACGAACGCGAAAUAGAUGAAAUCUUUUGAAUAUAAUAUUGUAGAUCUAUGAUCUUGUUAAAAAACAAAAGUUCAUGUUCGAUUUAAUCGUUCAUUCAUCGUGACUAAUAGGAUUUGUUAUCUAUACUGUUGAGAAUGAUUCUCUCGAUGGCAAAAAGCCAACACGCAUAUACAUAUACAAACGUGUACGUAUGCAAGAACUUUGUUCAUACAUUAUAUUCACGUAUCACGUAAAUACAUACGUGCGCUAUGUAAAAAUGUUGUAAAAUAUAUUUGAGUCUAUUUUAUUGACUUCGCGUCACGAAUUAUAGGUCGACGUUGAAGUCCGAUAAUAUCGCAUCGAGUUCAUUUUGUAUAUAGCUUGUACAUUUUUAUUAUUAAUAUUUAACGUGAUAAAUAUGUGAAACGUGCUUAUAAAAAGCACGUUAGUGUUCAUUCGAUUACAUCGUCGAGCGAUAAUAUGUUUUUGUAAUAUAGUUGCGAAUAAAAUUUCUCUUACUUGGGA
This is a messenger RNA of Vespula pensylvanica (western yellowjacket), 3084 nucleotides long. RefSeq lists its product as uncharacterized. Bases 168 to 2420 code for a protein of 750 amino acids. The record is from RefSeq and is a predicted model, not a curated record. The transcript has 8 exons. Lineage: Eukaryota; Metazoa; Arthropoda; Insecta; Hymenoptera; Vespidae.